CUCCGGCCAUGAGCCGUGUGGUGCGGACCGAGCCGCUGCGCGGGGAGCCCCCCGUGCGGCUGCCUGGCGACCCCUUCUCCGUGGUGGUUCUACUUCGGGGCUACGCGGAGCCCGAGGGGGCGGGCGGCGCCGUGCGCGCCGACGGCUCCGUGACCCUCAUCCUGCCCCGCGCCUCCCGCCACCGAGAGCCUCCGUCCGAGGGCGGCGAGGCGAAGACCGCCCUGGAGGAGGCAGCCCGGGGUCCCAUCCUCGUGGACACCGGGGGCCCCUGGGCUCGGGAGAGGCUCCUGGAGGCCCUGGCGGGGCAGGGCGUGGCCCCCGUCGACGUGACUCUGGUGGUGGGAACCCACGGACACUCGGAUCACAUCGGGAACCUGGGGCUGUUCCCAAGGGCCGCUCUGUUGGUCUCGCACGACUUCUGCCUCCCCGGGGGCUGCUUCCUUCCCCACGGGCUCGGGGAGGAGCGGCCCCUGCGGCUGGGGCCGGGGCUCGAGGUGUGGGCCACGCCGGGCCACGGGGGCCAGCGGGACGUGAGCGUGGUGGUGGCGGGCACGGCCCUGGGCACCGUGGCCGUGGUGGGCGACGUGUUCGAACGCGAUGGGGACGAGGGCUUCUGGCAGGCCCUGAGCGAAGACCCGGCGGCUCAGGAGCGGAGCCGGAAGAGGGUCCUGGGCACAGCCGACGUGGUCGUGCCCGGCCACGGAGCCCCCUUCCUGGUGGUCAGGGAGGCCUGGAAUCCAGAGGCAGAGGGCCCCGAGGCCAGAGACGAGGAGCCCCAGGAGACGCCGGACGCCCCAGGAGACGAGGAGCCCCAGGAGACGCCGGACGCCUGUGAGGGCGGCCCUCCCGCCCCAGCCCCCGGCCUGGGAACUGAAGUCUAGGUUGGGAGAGGACCAGUCAGCCAGAGUCGGAGGGGCCAGGUCACUCCCAGCGAGGACAGAGCGCUUCUGCCACCGCUGUCACCAAUAUCACCAUUUUAGCAGCCAAACUCGGACCAAGGACGGACCAGCUGUGUGCCACCUCUGAGGGUUUCAUUAACAAAAUGGGAGACGAUUGGGAGAGUUCUCCCAAAUAAAAAUUGGAAACUACGUUGAAAAUCAUAGUGCCUUAAUGUAAAUAAAAAUUGGAAACUA
This is a messenger RNA of Myotis daubentonii (Daubenton's bat), 1133 nucleotides long. It is a transcript of the gene MBLAC1, whose product is annotated as metallo-beta-lactamase domain containing 1. NCBI's taxonomy places the organism in Eukaryota, Metazoa, Chordata, Mammalia, Chiroptera, Vespertilionidae. The record is from RefSeq and is a predicted model, not a curated record.